This is a messenger RNA of Elaeis guineensis (African oil palm), 1732 nucleotides long. NCBI's taxonomy places the organism in Eukaryota, Viridiplantae, Streptophyta, Magnoliopsida, Arecales, Arecaceae. The record is from RefSeq and is a predicted model, not a curated record.
AUUGACCUUUAAUUUGCAGGGACCAAAGAAUGACGGUAGCUAAGGAAGCUAGAAAGCUCUCCUCUUCUUUAGCGGCACUUUCUAUACUUUUUGUGCCGCUGCUAACAAUUUUCUCACGUCCUUCUCCCGUCUCGGCUCUGAACACCAUCACCCAUCUUCCAGGAUUUCAUGGAACCCUGCCCUUCUACUUGGAAACCGGAUACGUGAAGGUGGACGAAGUGAAUGAUGCGCAGCUUUUCUACUACUUCAUAAAGUCUGAGGGGAAGCCGGAGGAGGACCCUCUAAUUGUGUGGCUGACAGGAGGCCCGGGCUGCUCGGCGUUCUCAGGAUUGGUAUUUGAGAUUGGCCCUCUAAAAUUUGACAUUGCCGGCUAUACUGAAGGCCUGCCAACCUUGGUCUACAACCCAUAUUCUUGGACUAAGGUAUGCAGCAUCAUCUUUCUCGAUUCGCCGGUGGGAACUGGAUUCUCCUAUUCGAGUGUGGAGAAAAGCUACGAGACGGGAGACACCAAAGCGGCCCGACAAGUCCACAUUUUCCUUAAAAAGUGGCUUAUUGAUCACCCGGAGUUCCUUUCCAAUCCACUCUACAUCGGUGGAGAUUCCUAUUCUGGUAUUGUUGUGCCUGUUGUUGUUCAAGAAAUAGCAAAAGGUGAUCAAGAUGGAGAUGAACUGCUUUACAAUCUCAAGGGUUAUCUAGUUGGCAACCCAGCAACAGAUGAGAAGUUUGAUAAUGGGGCAUUUGUCCCAUAUGCUCAUGGGAUGGGACUUAUAUCUGACGAACUUUAUGAGGUGAAAAAAUUUAUCCAAACAUUUUCCUAGAGUAUGUCAAACCCUUUAUGCUGUCCUUGUGAACACUUAACAUCAUCAACAACUUGAUGUAUUAAGGGAAUAAACACAGUCCAAAUUUUGGAGCCGGUAUGCUUUUUCGCGAGCCCAAAGCCUGGCAUAGUUGCUGCAUAUAGCAGGAGAUUGCUUAAAGAGGAUAUUAAAGGGUUUCCUUUAUUAAAAGCUGACCUUUCUUUGGAGUGUAGAACUUCUGGAUACUUGCUCUCCUAUUUCUGGGCAGAUAAUGAUACUGUUAGAGAGGCUCUCAAUAUUCAUAAGGGGACAGUGCAACAAUGGCAGAGAUGCAACUAUGGCCUACCUUAUGCACACGAUAUCCCAAGUUCUCUAAAGUUUCAUCUAAAUCUGACCAGCAGAGGCUACCGAGCAUUGGUAUACAGCGGUGAUCACGACUUGCUUGUACCCUUUGUGGGAACGCAAGCAUGGAUUAGAUCUCUCAACUUCUCCAUCGUGGAUGACUGGCGGCCAUGGUCUGCAGAUGGGCAAGUUGCAGGGUUCACGAGGACUUACUCCAAUAACCUAACAUUUGCGACUGUGAAGGGUGCGGGACACACAGCUCCAGAAUACCGGCCAAAAGAGUGCUUGGUUAUGCUUCAAAGGUGGCUAUCUGGUGCCCCUCUAUAACAUGAUUAUCCUCCAUAAUUAAGUUGCAAAUAUUGGCCCCAAAAUCAGUAACCUGAUUGUAAUCUGCCGAAGCCAGAGAAUGCUUGGGUCAACUGAUGUUCUCUAUGAUAAGUAAUACUUUCGAAAGUCCCAAAAUUGGGGAGAAGAGCUACCAAUAUUCCAGAGUAAUUGAUCUUCAAAAUUAUAAACCCUUAUGUUUACACCAGCUUUGUUGUACCUCCAUCAUUUUUUAAAGGAAAGUCUGCCAGGCAAGGAUUACGGAACAA